Molecule: messenger RNA, 2034 nt
Organism: Aspergillus ochraceoroseus IBT 24754
Lineage: Eukaryota; Fungi; Ascomycota; Eurotiomycetes; Eurotiales; Aspergillaceae
Product: DNA-directed DNA polymerase eta
Exons: 1
Coding region: 1-2034 (677 amino acids)
Biological process (GO): error-prone translesion synthesis; response to radiation
Cellular component (GO): replication fork; site of double-strand break; nucleus
Molecular function (GO): DNA-directed DNA polymerase activity; damaged DNA binding
Source: RefSeq, a predicted model, not a curated record
AUGUCACCCUAUUCCCCCGAACUCCCCGCAUCGCCCGCCCCAAGCGAUACCCUAAAGCAGCACGACUACUCCCACUCCCGCUACACCUACCGCCAAGUGCAGCUUCUUCGCCAGGCGUCGACUACCUCCCAGCUCCGCGUGAUCGCCCAUAUUGAUCUCGAUGCCUUCUACGCGCAAUGCGAGAUGGUGCGUCUGGGGACGCCCCGCGCUACUCCCCUCGCCGUCCGACAAUGGGACUCCCUCAUUGCGAUCAACUACCCGGCGCGGGACUUCGGAAUCACACGCAUGAUUUCCGCGAAGGAUGCGAAGGUCAAGUGUCCGGGCAUUGUUCUGCAGCAUGUGGCGACCUUUCGUGAGGGGGAAGGUGGCAAGUGGGCGUACAGGGAUGAUGCGUUUAGAAAUAUGGGAACGGAUAAAGUCUGUCUUGACCCUUAUCGAGCGGAGUCGCGGAAGAUUUUGAAGGUUAUAAACGAUGAAUUGUUGACAUGGUAUACGCGGGUCGUGGAUGAUUUACACAGCGCGGGUGUGGAUAGCCGCGUUAAGAUACAGCAAACGCUGGUGGAGAAAGCGAGUGUAGACGAGGUGUUCAUUGACCUGUCGCCGCUGGUAUUUGGGGUCCUGCUUCAGCGGUAUCCUGAGCUGCGCGUGAAUCCGAAGGCGGACGAACGGACUACACUGUUACCUUGUCCUCCUACAACCGCGUUGGAAUGGAAGGAGGAAGAUUGUUUGGUGGGCUUGGAUGAACAUGAGACGGAGGGGGAUAAUCCGGAUUGGGACGAUAUUGCAAUGCUCAUUGGUUCUGAGAUUGUUCGGUCCGUUCGAGCUGCGGUUUGGGAGACGCUCAGUUACACCUGUUCUGCGGGAAUCGCUAAAAAUAAGAUGAUGGCGAAGCUCGGGAGCGCGUCCAACAAGCCGAACAAGCAGACUAUUGUUCGAAAUCGUGCAAUUAAAACAUUCCUUGGUGGAUUCAAGUUUACGAAGAUUCGAAUGCUUGGAGGCAAACUGGGUGACCAGGUCUCUUCCCAGUUCGGAACAGAGCAAGUCAGUGACCUGUUGCAAGUACCGCUGGAGCACUUUCGAGCGAAGCUGGAUGAUGACACUGCCAGUUGGUUGUACGGGAUUAUCCGAGGGGACGACCGAAGUGAGGUCAACCCUAGGACCCAGAUCAAAUCGAUGCUUUCCGCCAAAUCAUUUAGACCCAGCAUAAACAGUGUUGAACAGGGGGAGAAAUGGCUACGAAUCUUCGCUGCUGAUAUAUUCGGACGACUUAUCGAAGACGGGGUCUUGGAGAAUAAACGUCGUCCGAAAACGAUAACGUUGCACCAUAGACAAGGAUCCCAAGUGAGAUCUCGCCAAUUUCCUAUUCCGGGAUCGUCUCCUAUCGACGAGGCUUUGCUUUUCGAUCUUGGAAAGUCUUUGCUCAGACAGGUUGCAGGCGAUGGAACGGCAUGGCCGUGUGCAAACUUGUCGCUGAGCGUUGGUGGUUUCAAGGACGGAGUAACGAAAAAUAAGGCCAUAGAUAAUUUUCUGCUGAGAGGUGAUCAGGCUAAAAGUGCUGGCUUUUCUGGCCAGCUUCAUCCUCCGGAGGAGUUACCAAUUGCGCAGCAGCCUAGCGAGAAGCGAAGGAAACUCGACGACUCUGGGAUUAUGCGGUUUUUUAACAAGCCUUUUGCAUUCAACGACCGGGACUAUUCCCCUGAACUAGGACUGCCAGAACCCACGGGGGAUGGCGAACCAAAAAUUGGCGACUUUCAUUCGUCUGAUAUUGUCUCUCGUGAGGAUCCUACAGAACAAGCACUCUUGAGUACCCUCGCCUGCCCCCGUUGUGGAAAGACAAUUUGGCAAGACGAAGAAGACGAGCACAAUGACUGGCAUUUUGCAAAAGAUCUUGAAACACGCGAAAGACAAGCCACAAGGAGCUCUCCGCAACAUCCUCACUUGCCACCAAAAACAAGUGCAUCAAAUAGCCGGGCAAAAGUCUCUCGUGGUCGGGAUAAACCAGAAAAGGGCCAAACUCGACUGACUUUUGGCUGA